CCGCAAUGGCUGCACGCCACCUCGGGGGCUCCGGAAGCCCGCGCGGCCGCCUGGGAGCCCCGGCCUGACCCCGUCCUCGGCCACGGCCCCUUACUACUGCUGACCACACAGCGGGCCGCGGCAGGUGAUGCGGCGACUGGGCAGCCGAGCCGCGCAGGUUGGUUACCUGCCUCAGGCAACCGCGCCUCCGAGCCGCCCACUCCCUCCCAGGGGCGCCAGGAGCCGGGACCCGAGGAGUAGGAAGGGCGUGCGAGGCAGCACGACACAGAGGGGCGGACAGGAAGGGGGAGAAGCGUCCGGCUCUCCGGAGGGGCUGGCAACAGGGAGGCGAGGACGCUGGCGACGCGACAGCGGGCGGCGAGGCGGUCAGGACGCUACCGUACCUUCCUCGCUCCCGGCCGAGGGUCCGACGAGAGCUAGCAGACCGCCUCACAUCCGGGUAUCGGGAGACACUCAGCUGCUUCUGCCGCCACCGCCGCCUCUCCCGCGGCGCAGCAACGCCAAACUUCCGGCGACGACGGCUACGCCUCGCCCGUCAGAUGGGAGUUACCUGGGACCGUCUUGGGCGCGCUUGCGCAACGCUCCUUUUCGGCCUGAACCGGCUCAGCUGACGUGCGCAGAAGAUGAAGAUGGCCGCCACGCUCGUUGCGUGUCACGCAGUUUUUCACCCCGGCCCGGACUGCUGGGCGUCGGGGAAAGACGAGCCAGCGUCGGACCGCAGCGCAGGCGCGGUGGGAGGCCUCGCGUGCGCGCACCGCGGGUGGGCGCCUCUCCGGCGAGCGGCAGACGCUUCCCUUUCCCCGCUCGUCUCUUGGAGUAAAGCCACCUACGCCCCCAGCGGUGGUGGUUUGUCUUGAAAAUCCGUCGCCACCGGUUCUUCUGUUGGUUGCAGGGGACACGGGUUCGAGCCCUGGUCCAGGAAAGAAGAUCCCACAUGCCGCAGAGCAACUAAGCCCGUGCGCCACAACUACGGAGCCUGCGCUCUAGAGCCCGUGAGCCACAACUACUGAGCCUGCGUGCCACAACUACUGAAGCCCACGCGCCUAGAGCCUGUGCGCCACAAGAGAAGCCACCGCAAUGAGAAGCCCGCGCACCACAACGAAGAGGAGCCCCCGCUCGCCACAACUAGAGAAAGCCCGCGCGCAGCAACAAAGACCCAACG
Messenger RNA from Mesoplodon densirostris (Blainville's beaked whale), 1162 nucleotides. RefSeq lists its product as uncharacterized. NCBI's taxonomy places the organism in Eukaryota, Metazoa, Chordata, Mammalia, Artiodactyla, Ziphiidae. The record is from RefSeq and is a predicted model, not a curated record. Bases 128 to 820 code for a protein of 230 amino acids. The transcript is spliced from 2 exons.